UGAGAAGGGAUGGAGUAUGCUUCUCUGGGGGAGGGGAACGUAGGCGCUCAGCCCGAGCCCCGCCCCCGCCCCCGGAGCCCCGCCCCCACAUCCCGGAGCCCCGCCCCCGCCCGCUCCGGGCUUGGAAGCUCCAUCCUCGCCCCUGGCUGGAAAGCGCCCGAAACUGCUUGAGCCAUGAGAAUAGGCUGCCUGAAAAUGAAAAUGGGGAAAUAGCUAAAAAAAUGUAUCCUAAAAAGAGCUACAGGAAGAUGGAGUCAUCUGGGAAUUACCGGGAUGAGGACUCUCUAACAGGGUUCCAGGUGGUAUUGUCCACUGGUGGAGGGGAUCCACAGAGUGAGAAAGAAGAGAAGAGCAAGCCUUUUAGUCCUGGAGAACUGGCAAAGCAAAGCAGAGAUGGCCCAGUCGUGUCUGCCUUUAAACAAGCAAAACUGGAAAAGGAGGCCCAGAAGAAUUGGGACCUGUUUUACAAGAGAAAUAGUACCAAUUUCUUCAAAGACAGACACUGGACCACCAGAGAGUUUGAGGAACUGAGGUCAUGUAGGGAGUUUGAUGAUCAGAAGUUGACUCUCCUUGAAGCUGGCUGUGGGGUUGGAAACUGUCUAUUUCCACUUCUAGAAGAAGAUCCAAAUAUUUUCGCUUACGCCUGUGACUUCUCCCCCCGGGCUGUGGAGUAUGUUAAGAAAAACCCUCUGUAUGAUUCUGAGCGGUGUAAGGUGUUCCACUGCGAUCUGACCCAAGAUGAUCUCCUCGAAUAUGUGCCAGCAGCCUCUGUCGAUGUCGUCACCUUGAUAUUUGUGCUUUCUGCUGUUCACCCUGACAAGAUGCACCUGGUCUUGCAAAAUGUCUACAAGGUAUUAAAGCCUGGCAAAUGUGUCUUGUUUCGAGACUACGGGCUGAAUGAUCACGCGAUGCUUCGGUUUAAGGCCGGCAACAAGCUGGGAGAAAACUUUUACGUUCGACAAGAUGGGACCAGGGCCUAUUUCUUUACUGAAGUAUUCCUGGCUCAGCUCUUCAGGGAAGCUGGAUAUGAAGAAGUGGCCAACGAAUAUGUGCUCCGAGAAACCGUGAAUAAGAAAGAAGGCCUGUCAGUACCCAGAGUUUUUCUUCAGAGCAAAUUUCGGAAGGCUUCAAGGACAUUGUGAUUUUGACUACUGGGACCACAAGCCUCAACCUUUCACAGAAUAAAAAACAAUCUGGGGCAGAGGCACACGCUUAAAAGUUAGAAUCUUUGUCUCAAUUUAGGAAUUCACUUCUUCAGGGCAUCCGUCAUCUCACAAAUGGGGAACUUUCCUCCAAUGGUGCCAGGCACGGACCAUCUCCACCUGCUCCUUCUUCACGGUUCUUGUCUGCUCCCCCCAGACCCUGCCACACCCUAGAGGCCUUCUUCUUAACCCUGCAUCUGUGAGCUUUUUUCAGUGAUAUUUCAAUAUAACACGUCUCCUUUGUAAUCCUACGUAUCUUAAUUUUAUGCUUUUAAAAAUGUAGUCCUGAGAACAGGUGUUUGGGUUUCACCAGACUCCCAAGGGGGUCCAAGACACAGACAAAGGUUUUGGACCCCUGCUCAAGGCCUUUCACCAUUCCAGAGGUGCCCAGGAGGGUUUGUUAACCUAGUCGUGUUCACUCUAUCAUGUGGCUGGCCCGCUUCCUCGUUCAGGCACAUUCUAAAGGCAUUUGGCAUUUCAUGCCUAUUGGGCGGCAGCCUGAGACCUAGGAAAGGUACAGUGUUGUGGACUCAUGUCCACUUGUGUCACCCUCCACUCUUCCUUUGUAAGUUGAUACCACUCAGGGAUGGGGGCAGUGGGAGCCGUCGUUGGAGGGAAUCAUGGGAUGCCGGUCUGCCGGCAUGUCAGGUGUUUAACCCUCAGCAAUAAAGAACCACCAACAGCAGACACCAGAGCAGCCUGAAAGCCAUGGAGUACAAAGGAAAUGGGGCUUUGUCCCACCUUCCAAGUCCUGAGAGACUGGGAGCCACACGUCCCAAUUGUGUUUCAGAAAAUAUAGUCAGAAGGGGCACACUCGGUGGGAGAGAUGAAGGAAGACUUGGCCCGUGGCCUCCAAGGGCUCGUACACAACUAGAUGGGAUUUCGGUAUCUCUUGUCUUGUCGUGUCGAGUAGCUUCUACUCAUCGUGGGUGAUCAAUCUCCAAGGAUGGACUUUUGAAAGAGACAAGUGCGAGGGGAUCCCCUUACAUCCUAGUGAUGCCCCAAAUGUGGGCCUCCCCAGCAGGUGAUGAGAGCAUCAUCAUUCCGGGAGGAGGACGGCAGGUAUUAAAGCGCAUGGAGUCAGCGAAUUGGUAGGAAUGGCAAUUGUUCUGUUCUUCGCCGUCAGCUGCAGGCUCCCAGAUCCUCCCUCUCCCAGAAGUGGUUGUUUAAAACAACGAGCCAAGAGAAAGGGAGAGGUGGGUUUGUAUUUUUGUUCAAAAUAAAGGGAGAUUUUUAAUCAA
Molecule: messenger RNA, 2443 nt
Organism: Dromiciops gliroides (monito del monte)
Lineage: Eukaryota; Metazoa; Chordata; Mammalia; Microbiotheria; Microbiotheriidae
Gene: METTL6
Product: methyltransferase 6, methylcytidine
Exons: 6
Coding region: 222-1142 (306 amino acids)
Source: RefSeq, a predicted model, not a curated record